UGCUCAUAUUGGAAAAUGUGCACAUCUGCUUUGUGGCUCGUGUGUUUUAGCUUGCUGUUCACCUCCUCUCUAAGCUGCUAUCAGUGCUUUGUUGAUGUGCAAGACAGUCUUCGUCUGUGUUGGGGUCACAUUUCGACGGAGCACAAUAUUAGAAAUGUUGACGCCUGCUUCAGGAAGCUGGAGCGUAUAUUCAACAACAAUGAGAUAGUGAUUGAGGCUGGCAGAGUAGGUAAAGGUUAUGACAAGCGGCUGAAGGAACUUUUGGAUGCAGAGAUCCUGCCCAUGGUAGAAGAAUUUGACCAAAAGCUGAAUGACGACACAGUGUAUGAGGAAAGGUUGCAGACAGCGGCGGACAAUUUCAUCGCAGCUGCCUCCAAACUGCCUAGAGAAACAAGAUAUCUUUAUCAGUAUCUGUAUCAACAUAUCAGCAUUAGUUUAAUGCCUCCAUCAGGUUUUCAGAGUGCAGGUGCAGUAUACAACUGUAUUACCUGCCAAUAUGACUCCUGUGAAUUCCCUCUCGACUGUCCAGUUAAAGAAAUUAAAGUAAUGGAGAACAGCAGGAGCCGAAUCUGGUGCAAUGUGCCGUUUCACCUUCCAGACGACAUCGAGGUAAUCUGGAGGUUUGCAGAAGAGGUGAAAACCCAGCAGCUGGAUCAGUUUAAAGAAAUGACUGCAGGGGUGGACAGGCUCUAUUCUAUCCCUUCGGCCAGCUUGCAGCACCAGGGCACCUACCUGUGUGAGAUUUACUCAGGCCAACGCUCCAUUCUGAGACAAUACUACUAUCUCACAGUGACCCCCCAGGUUGUGGCAGGCCACACAGAGCUGCAGGAGAUAUUCGACCUGUCUCUGCUCUCAGGAGGGCGGUUACUCCCUGCGCCUGGUGGUCCUCCCUGCUGUCCUCUUCUCACUUCGCCACUGCUUCUCACAGUCUGUUUAACUGCAUUGCUGCUGAUGCUAUUCCUCUCCCUGGGGGUUCUGUAUCGGUCAUUAAAACCAGAGAAAACAAGUCUUUCAGAAGAAGCGGAUAGAGAUGAAGAUUUAGGAUUCUGAGAGUUCAAAAGCUACAUAUAGUGCAAUAAAGGC
Molecule: messenger RNA, 1083 nt
Organism: Xiphias gladius (swordfish)
Lineage: Eukaryota; Metazoa; Chordata; Actinopteri; Istiophoriformes; Xiphiidae
Gene: spaca6
Product: sperm acrosome membrane-associated protein 6
Exons: 8
Coding region: 16-1050 (344 amino acids)
Biological process (GO): fusion of sperm to egg plasma membrane involved in single fertilization
Source: RefSeq, a predicted model, not a curated record